AGUAAUAUGGCGGACGUUUUAUGGAGGGAGUGCGCGAAUUGGUUAAUUCGCUGCUCAAUAGUUCCUCCAGAUCAUCGAGUUACAUGGCAAAAUGCUCAAGUAAUUGACCUCGCGAAUACAUUACGAGAUGGCGUUUUGUUAUGUCAUGUGUUAAAUAAGCUAGAACCAGGAUGCAUCGACUUAAAAGAAAUCAGCCUUCGUCCACAGAUGUCACAGUUUCUGUGCAUGAAGAAUAUACGAUGUUUUCUUCAAACUUGCCAAAAUGUAUUUGACUUGAAAACAGCAGAUCUGUUUGAACCAUACAUGUUAUUUGACUAUACAGAUUUUGGAAGGGUGCUUCAUACUUUAUCCUUGUUAUCAAAAUCUUCUAAAGCUCAUAGCACAGGAAUCAGAGGAUUUCCUUCUUACAACAAAGCUCAUGACUAUUACAAUGAUGACAUUUAUAGAAAUUUGGAAGAUAUAGCCAAUGAGAGCCAGUAUGGAGAGUUUGGUGAAAUUGAUGAGAACUACUCAUCAUUAACACAAGAUGAUGAUAUUUAUGAAGAUCUAUGUUCCUUUCAGAGAAAUAGAGCAUCACAGAUUCCAGUUCCAACUACAGCACCUGUAGAAAAGUGUGAUUAUUGUAUUAAAGAACUUGUGGAAACAGAAAAAAAUUACAUUGAAGCUUUAAACAUGAUUAUCAAGCAUUUUAUCAGACCAUUGAAAAGUGUCUUGAAGGAAGAAGAACGAAGAAUAAUAUUUAUGAACAUUAAGGAACUAGCAGAGAUCCAUAAUGCAUUUCACAGUGAGCUGUUUAAGGCCUGCACCUCCAGCCAGCAUAGGAUCAGUGAUUGUUUUAUCCACUGGAAGGACAAGUUUGUAAUUUAUGGAGAAUAUUGUUCUAAUCUUCCAACUUCACAAGAGCUAUUGGAUGACUUGUGUAAUAAAAAUGAGAUUAUCAAUCAGUGCAUUUUGAGGUGUCAAAUGGAAGCCAACGAAGGAAAGUUUAAACUACGAGACUUGCUGUCUGUCCCCAUGCAGAGAGUUCUUAAGUAUCACCUUCUGCUUAAGGAACUUCUGAGAAAUACACCUAAAACACAUGAGGACUAUGAAGGACUAGAAAAGGCAUUAGACUGUAUGCUGGACAUUUCUCAGUACAUUAAUGAAGUGAAAAGAGAUAGUGAAACUCUAGAAAUAAUAAGAGACAUUCAGGUCAGCAUCACAGAUCUUGACAUGCCUGAAAACACAGAACUGAGAGAUUAUGGACGUCUUUUAAAGGAUGGAGAACUUAAAGUUAGAUCACAUGAUGAUAACAGGCUGAAAAACAGAUAUAUCUUUGUGUUUGACAAAGUCAUGCUUAUGUGUAAAUCAACAAGAAUGGUGGACAAACUGUUUGGGGGUGAACAGUAUAGUUACAAGGAAGCUCUAAUCCUUAGUGAUUACAAAGUUGAAGAUGUAAGCAUCACAAGAAGUGGAAAUAAAGACAAGUGGAGUAACUAUUGGUAUCUAGUACAUCGACAAAAUAAAACUGCAUAUACUAUGUACUCAAAGACAGAGGAGAUGAAGAGGAAGUGGAUAAAUGCGAUUGAAAAGGCUCUUGACAGUGUCUGUCCAGCUUCUACUAGACUCACAGAUCACAAAUUCAACAUGUUCACAUUUGAUAAACCAUCAAAUUGCAUGGACUGUGGCAAACUACUUAGGGGUAUGUUUUUUCAAGGUUACAAAUGUGCAACAUGUGGUGUGGGUGUACACAAAGACUGUAUAGCUACUGUUCGUUCCUGUGGUGCACCAAUUUUGCCACCACGUCCAAUAUUAACUAAUCGUGCUGGCUCACAGUCUUCUUUUCCAUCUCUAGAAGAAUCUGAGAAUUCUUUUGAAGACUUCUCAAGAAUUCAUAAGACAAUUAUAGCAAUAGUCAAAGCAGUGAGAGCUUUCACAGGAGAUGCUACUGGUUACUUGUCAUUUGACUGUGGUGACAUAAUCCAUGUGUACAAGAAAGCCAAUAAUCUUUGGUGGGAGGGUCAAAAUCAACGAACUGGAGAUGAAGGUAUUUUUCCAGUAGACUAUGUCAUGAGUCAACAACAUAAUUCAAAGCGAACAUCCUAUGAAGAUCCCACUCCACAUUGGAAAAUUCAUCAAGCUCGUCAUCAAGCUACACUUUAUGAAAGUUAUGUCAACUUAAAUUUGGAAGAACAAGCAUGGUUUGCUGGAACAAUGGAUAGGGAUACAGCUUCUGUUCAGCUAGAAAACUUACCAUGUGGAACAUUUCUUUUGAGAGUCAGCCCAAAACAAAAUGGAGGAUAUGCCAUUAGUCUCAACUACAACAACCAAAUUAAGCACAUGAGAGUGUGUAUGACUGAAGAUGGGCAGCAUUUCUACCUAUCAGAAUCAAAAUAUUUCAGAAGUAUUGUGGAAUUAAUCAAGUGUUAUGAAGAAAACACACUUGCAGAAAGUUUUGCAGGGCUCAACAUUAAACUGUUAGUUCCCUACAAAAAAGCUCUUGGUCAGAUUAAUGGUACAGGUAUGAAAUAUUUUUAA
Limulus polyphemus (Atlantic horseshoe crab) is the source of this 2517-nucleotide messenger RNA. Its product is annotated as protein vav-like. Gene Ontology annotation, cellular component: cytoplasm. Gene Ontology annotation, biological process: cell migration; regulation of GTPase activity; intracellular signal transduction. Bases 7 to 2517 code for a protein of 836 amino acids. The transcript is spliced from 25 exons. The record is from RefSeq and is a predicted model, not a curated record. NCBI's taxonomy places the organism in Eukaryota, Metazoa, Arthropoda, Merostomata, Xiphosura, Limulidae. Gene Ontology annotation, molecular function: protein binding; guanyl-nucleotide exchange factor activity.